Molecule: messenger RNA, 7543 nt
Organism: Tachysurus fulvidraco (yellow catfish)
Lineage: Eukaryota; Metazoa; Chordata; Actinopteri; Siluriformes; Bagridae
Gene: mfhas1
Product: multifunctional ROCO family signaling regulator 1
Exons: 4
Coding region: 386-3364 (992 amino acids)
Molecular function (GO): protein binding
Source: RefSeq, a predicted model, not a curated record
GUUUCCAUACCCUGCGGAUUGCGGGCGGAGACGUGAGGAGGGAGUGGAAGCAAACACGCUGUAGUGCUUUUAUUUUUAAUCGGCUUGCUUCUGUUUGGAUCCGUGUUAAUGUCGCGGUACCGGAGAAGCCGCUGGCGCUGCCAGGAGAACCGUCCGGACUGAAACACGGUCCGGUUUUGUCACACACGUUUAAUAUUAUUUUUGAUGGCGCAGAUAAAGAGGAUGUGGGAAACACCGCCGAGGCUCUUAGGCGCGACUGAGCGCUUUUUGUCCCCAAACCUUACAGCUGUGUUUGUGAACAUGUGGAGUGCUGGACAGAGAAGGACGGACAAAAGGGCCGCCACGCUGCAGGGGGACAUUUGUAACGAGAUUUGAAGUCGACGCAAUGGCUGAGAAUGAGACGAAUCUGAGGACGGCCAGGAUUUGGCGAGACGCAGCUUUACGCUCCAGGAAACUGAGGACCAACCUGCGCCAGCUCACUCUUAGCACCACCAACAACCAGAAAAUCACCUUACCUGACGACAUCAAGGAGAUAGAAGUCCUCAACCUGGGCAAUAAUUCCCUUCAAGAGCUUCCCGAGGGUUUGGGCUCCACUCUCACCAAGCUUCGCAUCCUGAUCCUCCGCAGGAACAAGUUCACCUCUGUGCCAUCUCCAAUAUUCCAGCUGUGUCACUUGGCUGAGCUGGAUCUUAGUCACAACUGCUUGAGCCAUUUAUCGGAGGACAUUGAGCAUUUGAAGGGGCUGAAAAAGCUCUGCGUGAGCCACAACAAGAUCCAGUACCUGCCCUCACAAAUCGGGACAUUGCAGGCGUUGGAGGAGUUUGAUGUGAGCUUCAACGAGCUCCAUGAUUUCCCCAGGUCCUUCACGCAGCUCAAGAAGCUCAGGACACUCGACGUGGACCAUAACAAACUCCAAAAUUUCCCACCGGAGCUUCUUGCCCUCAGUGAUUUGGAGGAACUUGAUUGUUCAGGGAAUAAACUAGAGGGCCUGCCAGGCAAUAUCACAAUGCUGCAGUCACUCAAAAUUGUGUGGCUCAGCAGCACCCAUAUCUCAUUUUUACCUGAGACUUUCUGUGAUCUGCAAAACCUGGAGAGCUUGAUGCUCGAUAAUAAUUCUCUUGCAGUGCUGCCAUGGUCGUUUGGAAAGAUGCAGACGCUCAAAAUGCUCAAUCUUUCAUCCAACUCCUUUGAAGAUUUUCCUCAGGUUAUUCUUACAAUUACUAGUUUGGAGGAGCUGUAUUUGAGCAGAAAUAAGUUGUCUUUCCUCCCAGAUGAACUUGGCCAGCUGUCUAAUCUCGCCAAUUUGUGGUUGGACAAUAAUAGAAUAACGUUUCUACCAGCCUCUAUAGUGGAGCUGGAGAAACUGGAGGAGCUGGUUUUACAGGGUAAUCAAAUUGCCAUCCUGCCAGACAAUUUCGGAAAGCUCUCCAAAGUUAACAUUUGGAAAGUUAAGGACAAUCCCCUCAUACAACCUCCGUAUGAGGUGUGCAUGAAGGGCAUCCCGUACAUAGCUGCCUAUCAGAAGGAGCUUGCUCAUGCCCAGACUGCUGUGAAACCAAGGCUCAAACUUGUUUUGAUGGGGCAGACAAAUGCAGGGAAAACUAAGCUCAGGCAGUGUAUAGUAAGCAAACCGUUGGAUGCUAAGACAAUAACCGGCGGCAGAGGGAUCGAUGUGACGAACUGGGUAGCAGAUGUCCAUCGCAGUCUUACAUUUAUUGUGUACGAUUUAUCAGGGAAGCAGAAUUACGAACUCAUUAAACCAUUUUUUCUCUCACCAGGCGCUCUGUACAUAGUGGUAGUGAAUUUGAAGUUGUACACAUGUAAGACUUUCUACUCCAGCGUAGGCUAUUUCCUUCACCUGCUUAGUGCCAAGGUUCCCCAUGCAGUGGUGUGCGUUGUGGGAACACACAUUGAUCUCUGUACUGAAACAGAAUUGGAGGAAAAGUGCUUGGAUAUCCACAGACAGAUCUCUGUGCAGGAAAAAAGAGACACAGAGAGUCUGUGGACACUCGCUAAGCAGGUGGACGAAGCCUUGGAACAGGACUAUGAUGUCAGGGCAUCAAGCCCUCAUGUACUGUUUUAUGGAGUCUCAGACAGAAACCUGAGACGUAAAAAAGCCCAGCUGCAGUACAUGCUGAACAAUCGACUACAGAUCCUGUCCCCGGUCUUUUGUGUCAGUUGUGUGGAAAUGCGAAAUAUCCAGCGAUUAAAGGAGAAACUCAUGUCAGUUGCAGAUCAUCGUGAUAUUUUUCCUAACCUUCACAGAGUACUGCCGAAGUCAUGGCAGAUGCUGGAGGAGCUCCAUUUCAAGCCACAGGAUCUGUGGCUGUCGUGGUGGGACUCAGCUCGCCUGGGCCUGCAAGCAGGAUUGACGGAAGACCGUCUACAAAGUGCACUGUCCUACCUACAUGAGAGUGGCAAACUGCUGUACUUCGAGGACAGUGUGACACUUAAAGAAUUUGUCUUCCACAAUCUGCCACGGUUCAUUGCUGUCUUGAACGUCUUCUUUCAGAAAGACAUUACUGCCAUGCUAGAAAAAUUAAACGCUGAAAGCGACUCAGAAGAGAAUGUUGCUUCUUCACAAAUCCAGCACCAUGUGGAAAGCUUUCUGCUGCAUGGCCUGCUGCCUUCCAACAUCAUCCGGCAGCUCCUCAAACCCCUUGUGCAGACGCAGCAGGACUUGCACCUUAUCAUGGAGCUGCUUGAAAAGAUGGGAGUUUGCUACUGUGUCAACAAACCUCGCAGCAAACCACUCAACGGGGCACCUGUGGUGUACAAGUUCCCCAGUCUGGUCAGCAGUGAGGAGCCUAACACUGAACCCUGCCAGAAUGGUGGCUCAUCAGUUCCUGGUCAGUUCUUCUCAGUGGAGCAGCUGCAGAUUGAGUAUAACUUUCCUUUUCUCAUCCCUCCUGGACUUUUUGCACGGUUCAGCGUGCAAAUCAACAGCCAUGUUGUGCAACGCACCGACGGAAAGGAUUACAUCUUUGCCUACCGGGGUAAAGUGCCUGUGAUGGUGAAGUACCGGCAUUCUCGAAACAGACUGCACCCGGAUACCCUUGCAAUUUCUAGUCAUGCAUCUUUACCAAAUAUCUGGACAGCUUGGCAAGCGAUUACUCCACUGGUAGAGGAGCUGAAUGUUCUUCUGCUGGAAUGGCCUAGUCUCCAUUAUUCUGUACAUAUCCUGUGUUCCAAGUGCCUGAAGCGAGGGUCACCCAACCCACAUUCUUUUCCAGGAGAGUUGCUGAGCCAGCCUCGACCCGAGGGCUUGACCGAAAUCAUCUGUCCUAAAAAUGGCUCUGAGCGCGUCAAUGUGGCCCUCGUCUACCCUCCCUCUCCCACUCUGGUCAGCCCCAGUCCCAAAUGACACAGAUGUCCCUUCCAGCAUAGCACAGUGACUGUAAACGCUCUCACACACCCUGCUGCACCUCGGUCUUCCCUGUAACACACACAUAACAUUAGAUGGAGCUACAUCUGAGUGUGUGUGUCCGUGUCCUGCAUCCACUUCGCGUGUGUUCAGAAAACGACGGUGUGAUGUGAUGUGUGUUCCAGUGUGGAGAUCUGCUUUCAGCCAUGUGCACACAUGAAGACAUGAAGAUUCUCACACACUGAACACAGAGCAGGAGUCAGGUGACGUUAGUCAAGUCACGUGAGCAGCCUCUCCUGUGAGACGCGAUGACAGAUGAGAACAUUUGAUCAUCAUUCACACACAUGAAGGUUAAUGAGCUUGUGCUGCUGGUUGUAGAAGAAAGAACAGUAUUAGGAACUGCAGAGCUGAAGUCUCAGGCCCAGUACGUCAUGGGUGUCUCUGUGAGAUGCUUGCGUUUAUCCAGUUACUGCUAAACAGGGAAGAAGCAGAAAGAAACCAAGAAGAAAUGCUGGGAUCAUGUCAUAUUCCGGAUAAAGGAAGACGUUCAUGCUCCUUGGAUGCUGAUUGGACUGAGUUGAUGAAGGGAUGAUCUGUUAUCCAAAAAACCUUGUAGAAACGGUGGCUACAGUGCAGUGCUAGAGUUCUAGUAAACAAGUUUCUGGUUCCUUUCAUACACUGCAUGCAGAAAUUACAGCUUAUUGACUGAAAUGUUUUGAAAUCAGUUUACAGUACAUACAGAAUCUGCUGUCUGUCUUAGUUUUGAUAGCCAGGUUUAACUGAAUCCAGGACUAAAGCAGGAAAUGAUUCCAAACUUUAAAUUUUUUUUUUUUUUUUUUUUUUUUUUUUUGUCCUUUUCCCCAAACCUGCAGAUUCUCUGUAGUACAUUUCCGGCUUUAAACAUUCUGUCUCGCACACACACACACACACACACACACACACACACACACACACACACACACACACACACACACACACACACACACACACACACGCACGCGUAUCUUAAGCUGCUCGCCCACAAUCAAUGACACUGAUAAUGAUUUGGAAUAGUACCGUAUUUCCUGGAAUAUAACUUGCACCAAAUGGAUGCCAGUCAAAUUUUUUUUUUUUUUGCUUAGGGAGAUAAAAAACAAUCAACAGCACUGCAAAUGUCUUAGGAGUUUUUGUCAUUUCCAUUAAAGUCACUAGAAAAUUUUAGGUUUACAGAAAAAAAAUUAAGUACCUUAUAAAAUCAAGCACUUUUGAGAUCAAACUGGAUUUAUAUUGUAAAUGUACAGUAUACGAUUAAACUAAAAUAUAGAACAAAUCAGUAGAAGAAAUUGUCUGAAUAACCUACCAAACAUUAAACUUUUCUGUACUGUUCAAUGCACUUCGUAGUAUUUUUUUUAAUAUAUAUUACAAAUAAAAUCAUAAUCAUUGUAAGAAUCUUCAAACCUAUUCUGUAUAUGUGCCUGAAAUUUUUCCACCAUGCAUCAAUGAGACAUUUUUGUUUUCACAUCCCAUGUAUUUAAUUUUAUUGCGUAUUGUUUAAAUGUUGCAUUUCAGUUAAAAUGCAUCCAAAGUUCAUGCUCAAACACAUGGCUAAAUGUUCUCACAUAGCUUCCCAGAGAAGUCCCAGCACCUGAUGGAAAGCAUUGUAUAGGUCAGAAAAUACGGUAACUUUUUCACGAAAAAGAAAAAUCAAAAACAUUUCUCAACUGUUUUUGAUCCUGUGUCACAUCCUCAGCUGCAUGUUUUCUUUUUACUUUUGCGAACCCCCAACAAACCUGUAACUAAUAUGUGGUAUAAAUAAGCCAUGGACUGCUGACUGUAGCCUGAGCUGAAGGUUUAGGAAUAUCUUCACAGUAACACAUCGCACUCGCCGUCUUACGAGCCAGGCCACGUGUUGUACAUAUCGUAACGGAUGGAGGGUGUAAAUUUGCUGACGUGAAGAAAAGACUGUUUACACAAAUCCAUUUUUAAUAUCACUUUGUUUGUUCUUCAGAAAAUCACAGCUCCUGUGAGACUGACUGUAUAUGUUGUUUAUGAUAGCCCUUUUUUGUACUUCAUAAUUUUAUUUUUGUAUCUUGUCAUAUGGUUUGCUGCACACUGUGCAUGGCUACUGUGUGCUCAGUGUAGACACAAACACAAUUUUCUUAUGAGUUAUGAGCACGUCAAUCUGUCAGAAGCACCAAAUACAAAUAUUUCUUUUCAUACGGCUUAUGAAACAACUUUUUUAUUUCUCAACCAUGUAUUCUUCAAAAGUGCACUAUGCUUUACAGACUUUAGUUUACAGCUUUUUUUUUUUCCUGGAAAUGCUUUAUGUGGUAAAAACUGCCUCAGUGUUUUUCCAUAAUUAAAAUCUGUCCAAAUUUACAGACAAAUCUGAUGUUUUCUGUAGUAAUUUAUGACAUUUCCUAUAAUAAAGGAUCCAGCUUUGAGUAGUAAAGUGGUCUCAUUCCAUCAGCACACUGGAAAUUGACAUGUCUGAGAUUUUUAAUGAGUAUAAACAAAUAAAUUUUAUUCUGUUAUAAGAAUAGACAGGUCACUGUUGGGUUUCUGUAUGUAGAGUAUCAUGACUCGGCGUUUUGAGAGGGAAAGGAGAGGGGUGAGAGCCCCCUGCUGGACAACUGCCACAAUAUCGGCAUAACAUUUCAACCAACUAGGCUAGGUUAAAAAUAAAUACAUGAAAAAGAAACAUGAUGAAAAAUUGCUCAUUCUUAAAGCUCUGGCAUUUUAGACAUUCAAAUUUCUUAUUUUCCUUAAAAUAUGCUAUCGAUCAACUUGAACCGUAAAAAAAUCUAAAGAUUCCUCUUAUUUUAUAAACAUAGAAGCGUAACGAUGUUUUUUUUAAGCAUGUUACGGAUGUAUUUGAUGUAUUAAAUGAGAAAUGCUACAACUCUUGGCAGCAUGCCACAGUGGCAUGAUGAUGUGCCCACACAGGAGCACAGAAAGCCAUCAGAUGAUCAAACUUCAGAGCAGAGAUCUCAGCUGAGCCACUCUGUGCUCAGAAGUCAAAUGUCAUAUGCAUCAGCUGCAUUUUUGACCCACAUUCAAAAUGUCAUUAAAAUGUAACACGUCACUGUUUACACUACAAUUUCACUCGCCGUAAGUGAAGAAAUAAGGGACUUAACUCAAGUUGGGUUUUAUCUGUAAAGUUUGUGGCUUAGUGAACACAUAAUUACACAUAAUAUGGAAAGUGAUAUCACACACUGGGUGUUUCUCAGGUUUAUGUCUGUAGUCACACGUUUAUUUUUAAUAUUAAACACAACCCUUCUUAAUCUGGGCUUGGGGCCGGCACUAAGAGCUAACUUCAUUGACGAGAGCGUGGGAUCCUGCCCCUGGACCAUUUCUAAUACUAAAGGCCCUGGUUAAAAUAUCCAGAAAUGUCCUUUAUCUACGCUAAUUUAAUGACACUUACUUACUUACCUGUUCUUAAUGACACAUACUUGAUUACAUUCACACUUAUCAUUUGAACUUCACUAAAUUCUACUUAAUAUUAAUUCUUUGUCUUCAGAAUGAAUGUAGCUGAUACUCAGUGUGUGAGGAAAAAGCCCAUUUCCUAAUUACAGUACAAGGAUGAUGUAAACCUAUCACCAGCACUGGGAAGAGAAUUUAUUUCAAGCAGACUGCAGCAGUAACCUGUAAUGGAGUCUUCUUUAUUAAAUUGGAGACUACAAACAAAAAUGACAAUAUAACACAGGUGAAAAAACAAAAUACUGCCUCUUGCAUAAAUACGAUGUUAAACGUUAUACAACUGCGUAUAAGCAGAGAAAAUGUAUCACACUGGGUUUUUAAAAAAAAGCAGAGAAAAGUAACACACACUUUGCUAUCUGUAUAUACUUUACCAUCAAAAAUGAAAGUUGUUUAUGAAAAUAACAAACUAAAGAAGAAAAUUGGGUAAACUGAUAGUAUACAUUGCCUCCUUGUCCCAAAUGUAGUCUGUGACAGGAAGUACGACAGGACAAAGCUAAUCAUUUGGGAAAAUAGAAAUUAUUUACAUUUGACUUUUGUCCACAUUGUUCCUUUAAACUGCUGAAAGUGGAUUGCUGGGUUUGAGUCGCAUGACUGGAUCACUCGUUUCACACACACACACACACACACACACACACACACACACACACACACACACACACACACACACACACACACACACACACACACACACACACACACACACACACACACACACACACA